This is a messenger RNA of Fomitopsis serialis, 876 nucleotides long. RefSeq lists its product as uncharacterized. Bases 1 to 876 code for a protein of 291 amino acids. The record is from RefSeq and is a predicted model, not a curated record. Lineage: Eukaryota; Fungi; Basidiomycota; Agaricomycetes; Polyporales; Fomitopsidaceae. The transcript has 2 exons.
AUGCUUACUAGGCCACCCACAGGUUGGCUGAUGAUUGCGGCAGCCCACUCCUAUUUCCAGUCUGCCCCUCUUCCCGUGGCAGCGGUGACGUGCGAAGCGGUCGUCCCAGAGUGCGAGGAGUACGACCUAGGCGAUGUCGCUCUUCCGCCUGCGGAACCGUACGCGCCGACUCUAGGUUCAAUCGAUAUGGGCGCGGCAGGCUGCCCCCAUGGAUUGGUCCUCCUAGGUGGUGAUGCGAGCGCAGAAGGGGCGGGACGGGCUCCAGCAUCACGUAGAGAUGCAGCGGCGGAAUUCGUGUACAGAGUCGCGAGAAGCGGAGGCGCCAGCGGGCGGAGCACGCUCCUCCGUAUAGCGCAGCGCAACGGCCGCGUGUACCCCAAACCUAACCCCCUCAUCAUCAUCAGAAUCCUAACGUCGACGUCAACUAUCGGCGGCCGAAGAGACGGUCUCCCGGAAGCUUCUCAACGCACUAAUAUUUCCGCAAACGCGGCCAUCACGAAGACCAUUGUAUCUUUCCCCAACGCAACUGCACCGUCUCUCCCAUUCAUUGUCUAUCUCCCUCUCAAUGGGAACUCGCCCGUGGACAUCGUGCUCGAGACUACGCUGCUACCCGACGCCCGUGUAUCAAAGAAGUUCCUUGCGCCGCACCCGCCGCCGCCGAUCCUGCACAACGUCAGAAUCAAGGACGUGAAGAUCAAGCCCGUGGGUCAGGUCAUGGUCGUGAGCGGGACGGUGCUCGCGCACGUCGUGCUCCCGUCCGGUAUCGAGGUCGUGCGCGUGUUCUCGUCUACGACGGCGAGGUGCCCGACUGGGCCCGCGCCGAGCACGGCCCCAUACUUCAAGCUGCUGAACUACCCCAUGGACGACGGCUACUGA